Molecule: messenger RNA, 2184 nt
Organism: Eremothecium cymbalariae DBVPG#7215
Lineage: Eukaryota; Fungi; Ascomycota; Saccharomycetes; Saccharomycetales; Saccharomycetaceae
Gene: YME1
Product: i-AAA protease YME1
Exons: 1
Coding region: 1-2184 (727 amino acids)
Biological process (GO): mitochondrion organization; protein quality control for misfolded or incompletely synthesized proteins
Cellular component (GO): mitochondrial inner membrane
Molecular function (GO): ATP hydrolysis activity; metalloendopeptidase activity; ATP-dependent peptidase activity
Source: RefSeq, a predicted model, not a curated record
AUGAGUUUUCGUAAUUUGGUUUUGAAGACUUUAGGCGCAACGGACGCUAGGCUGGCGAUGAAGGUAGCGUCGAAACAGAUGGCCAUGCUCUCUCCUUUGGUAUUAAGGAGCAGUACGCAUUUUGGUAGGAUUAAGAUGGGGAGGUCGUAUUAUUAUCGCGGUAUACAUACAUCUCCCAUUUUAAGUGAUAGCGCCAAGGAAGUUAAGCCUGAAAAUGUGUCUACCGAGGGGCCUGUUGUACACUCUGUAUUAGCGGAGAAAGAGCAGGAAGCGAAUAAGGAUCUAUCUAAUGCUGAAGCCCAAGCCAAUUUCUAUAAGUUACUUUUAAGUUCUAACUACCCUCAAUAUGUGGUUUCACGGUUUGAAACACCAGGAAUUGCUUCUUCUUCUGAAUGUCUAAAAUUGUACAUGGAGGCGUUGCAACGGGUUGGUAGAGUUGCUGAUGCAGAGAACGUCAGGCAAUCUUUAGUGAUGCCAGAUUCUGCAGGUGUAAUACCACCUGCAAUGAACCAUAGCGCAGGAGGUUCAUCACAAGCCUCAUAUUACCCUACAUCCCCUUCACAUGUUCCAGGCUAUGGUUCAAGAAAAGAGCCGCUACAUGUUGUAGUGACAGAAUCGACCUUUACGAUUAUUUCUAGAUGGAUCAAGUGGAUUAUUGUGUUUGGAACCGUUACAUAUGGUUUAUCUGGAGUAUUUAAGUUCGUUUCAGAGAACACCACCUGGAAGACUUCUGAAACCGCUGAUAAGUCUGUUGAUGUUGCUAAGACAAACGUAAAGUUUGAGGAUGUUCGUGGUUGUGAUGAGGCUCGUGCAGAAUUGGAAGAAAUUGUAGAUUUCUUGAAAGACCCUACUAAAUACGAAUCUCUUGGUGGAAAUUUGCCCAAGGGUGUAUUGUUGACAGGCCCACCAGGGACAGGUAAGACACUGUUAGCAAGAGCAACAGCAGGUGAAGCAGGCGUUGAUUUCUUCUUUAUGUCAGGUUCUGAAUUCGAUGAAAUUUACGUAGGGGUAGGUGCAAAGCGUAUACGUGAGCUUUUCGCUCACGCUCGUGCACAUGCUCCAGCCAUUAUUUUCAUUGAUGAAUUAGAUGCCAUUGGUGGGAAGCGUAACCCGAAGGAUCAAGCCUACGCCAAACAAACUUUGAAUCAGUUGCUGGUUGAAUUAGACGGUUUCUCUCAAAGUAGCGGCAUCAUCAUUAUUGGUGCUACUAACUUUCCUGAAUCUUUGGAUAAGGCGCUAACCAGACCUGGUAGAUUUGAUAAAGUUGUAACCGUUGAUCUCCCAGAUGUCCGCGGACGUGCUGAUAUUUUGCAACAUCACAUGAAAAAAGUCACUUUGGCUGCUGGGGUAGAUCCUUACAUUAUUGCUCGUGGUACGCCAGGUUUAUCAGGUGCCGAAUUGAUGAACUUAGUCAAUCAAGCUGCUGUGUACGCAUGCCAACAAAAUGCUAUUGCUGUUGAUAUGUCUCAUUUAGAAUGGGCCAAAGAUAAGAUAUUGAUGGGUGCUGAAAGAAAAACUAUGGUUUUAACCGAAGCAACUAGGAGGGCGACUGCAUACCACGAGGCAGGGCACGCUAUUAUGGCGUUGUAUACUCCGGGUGCCGUUCCAUUAUACAAGGCAACAAUCUUGCCUAGGGGCAGAGCUCUAGGUAUUACUUUCCAAUUACCAGAGAUGGACAAAGUAGACAUAACCAAAAAGGAAUGCCUUGCUCGUUUAGAUGUUUGUAUGGGUGGUAAGAUUGCCGAGGAGUUGAUUUAUGGUAAGGAAAAUACCACAAGCGGAUGCGGUUCCGAUUUACAAAAUGCUACUAGUACUGCAAGGGCGAUGGUUACCCAGUAUGGGAUGAGUGAUCAUGUGGGGCCGGUUAACCUUGCAGACCAAUGGGAAACUUGGUCUGAUAAAAUCCGCGACAUUGCUGAUAACGAGGUCGUUGAGCUUUUAAAGGCUUCUGAGGAAAGAACCAGAGAUGUCCUCUCUGAUAAGAAACACGAGCUGCAUAGAUUAGCCCAAGGUUUAAUGGAGUACGAAACUUUGGACAGCUUCGAAAUACAAAAGGUUUGUAGUGGUGAAACGAUUAAUAAGGGUAAAAAAGCUACAAAUAAAGUAGUCGAGGGACCGGACAGUGACGAACGUAAAGGGUUUGGAGGUGAUAAAUCUAAGAUACCUGUGUUGAUCAAUGCAUAA